AUGAACAAACUACUCGGUUAUAUAUGUUGCUUUGUUGGAAUAGCAUUGUUUAUACAUUCAGUUUUAUCAGUUAUACAACACAAGAGUUAUCUUAGAUUGACAAAUAAACCUUUUGAACAUAUUCCUUACGAUAUUGCAGCUGAAAGUAUAAUAGCAUUGGUUAUUGCGUCCUAUGGUAUCAUUAAUGUUGCACCAAAAUUAACUACAAUUAAAAUCAAUUCCCAUUUAUCAAAAAGAGAACGACGACAAUUUAUAAAUCAUAACUUGGCAAUGUACACAUCAUCAUCAUCAUCAUCAUCAUCAUCAUAA
Cavenderia fasciculata is the source of this 309-nucleotide messenger RNA. It is a transcript of the gene mmgt, whose product is annotated as putative transmembrane protein. The record is from RefSeq and is a predicted model, not a curated record. The coding region runs from base 1 to 309 and encodes 102 amino acids. Gene Ontology annotation, cellular component: plasma membrane; early endosome; Golgi apparatus. Lineage: Eukaryota; Evosea; Eumycetozoa; Acytosteliales; Cavenderiaceae. The transcript is spliced from 4 exons.